AUGAUACCUCUCCUCGUCCUCCACGUGCGAUCCACCGCCACCGCCAUCACCAACGAGACGGUCGCGGCGGCGACCUACGCUCCCGUCAAGACCAUGAACUUCGCCCUCUUGUGGGGUGGAAUGCUCCUCAACAUCUGGCUGACGUUCGUCUUCCCCAUGCACUGCACCCCGCUCACACCCAGCGGCAUCUUCACGUUCCAGUUCAUCAAGUACUGGUCGUCGUACAACCAGGACAAGCGCUGGAUCAAGGGCGUGGUGCUGUUCGUUGGGGGCAUGGCAUAUGGCAACUUCAUCUACUUGAUGUACUUUGCUUGGUGGACGCUCGUGGCCCAGUACGGCAUGUACCUCCGCCUCCUGCGCUACACCUUUCUGUCCAUCUUUGUCCUUAUCGACUCGAUCACCGUGACCGUGAUCCAGGGGUUUUUCACGUAUCGCACCUGGCGUCUCAACAACCGUAACUGGUAUCUCGCGGCACUCCUUAUUGCGCUCAUUGGGAUGUCCGUCGCGUCCGGAAUCGCCCAGACCGUAACCUUCAUCUCGCUUGACGUGCACCACACCCGCGAGGCAGUCCUUGCCCCCAUCGUGACGUGGAACGUUGGGUCCAUGUGCGCCGAUCUCAUUAUCACCCUCAGCAUCCUCUGGGGCCUGUGGAAGACGCGCACCGGCUGGCACCACAGCGACAAGGUCAUUGGCCGCCUGGUCCGCAUGACGCUCGAAGCCCAGACGCCACCGCUCAUCAUCGCGAUUCUGUUCACGACGACGUUCAUCAUCCUCUUCCCCCGCGGCCUGGCGGCGUACAUCAACAACUCCAAGCUCAACUGCAUCGGCCUGAUGUAUUCGCUCAACUCACGGCAGGAGUUCGGGCAGCAGCAGAACAUCACGAUGGAGAACACGCCUGGAGGGCGCGAGUGGGCCAUUUCGCAGGUCAAGACGGGUCAUGGCGCGCAAACCACGCUCGGAGACGCCAACAACGACUCUGCACCCGGUUACCCCGACAAUGAGAAGACGACGGCGGCCGGGACGACGGCGACGCCAACGGCCACGACGACGACGCACGACUCGGAGUCUACGAGCGAGGAGCUCCUGCCCACCCAGAGCGUGGCGUACGGUCUGCGCGGGGCGCAGGUGGCCGGAGCGAGGACCGAGGGUGUUUAG
This is a messenger RNA of Vanrija pseudolonga, 1155 nucleotides long. RefSeq lists its product as uncharacterized. Bases 1 to 1155 code for a protein of 384 amino acids. The record is from RefSeq and is a predicted model, not a curated record. Lineage: Eukaryota; Fungi; Basidiomycota; Tremellomycetes; Trichosporonales; Trichosporonaceae. The transcript has 11 exons.